Messenger RNA from Rotaria sordida, 715 nucleotides. Lineage: Eukaryota; Metazoa; Rotifera; Eurotatoria; Philodinida; Philodinidae. The record is from the annotation of a GenBank genome assembly.
AUGAAUAAAAUCAAACCUCAAGUAUUAUUGGUUUGUUCUACAAUUACUGUUGGUAAUAAUCGUUUGGAACAAGUUGCACUUGAUAAAUGUCAUUCAAUUGAUUUAACUUUUGAUUAUUUUCAAUCACCACAUCAAUCAGUUAUUCAACGGUUUUAUUCGCAUGUCAUGUCUCGAAUUAGCAAUAAUAUUCAAUCAUUGAUACUCAACAUUCAACAUAUUCCGAAAAUGAUUACUUUUGCUGAAAAAGACUAAUGGAAUUCUCCCAAACUUGACACAUUUGAAAAUAAUGCUUGAUAGAGAAAGUCGCAAUACAGGCACAUCUCAUGCAUUAGGUAAAUUUUUAUUAAGUGAAGUUUAUUAAGUUAUAUUUAAAUAUCACUUUAGUUCAUUUUCUGCUUUGAAAAAGAAACUUUUUUUAUUUGAGAAUCAUUUUCGGUAUUUUAUGCAAAAGAAAUCCAUAGGCUACUUCUGUAUGGAGAAUUAUUAGACAAUUCAAAGAAAUUGUUGAAAAAACUUAUCAAAUUCUGUUAGUUCUAUAUUAGCAUGCCAAAGUUUGUCUGAGAAAAAUAAUAGUUAAGAAAAAUAUGAAAAAGUCUUUAAGUGAAGUUAAUAUUAUCAGAAAUGAAAAGAUUAGGUUGAAAAGAAUUUUAUAUUGUAAGACAUAGAUAUUUUUGUUAUUAGGGAUCAAUGUUUAGAAUAUUUUAGAAGCUAAUCC